Pseudozyma flocculosa PF-1 is the source of this 1716-nucleotide messenger RNA. RefSeq lists its product as uncharacterized. Gene Ontology annotation, molecular function: amino acid transmembrane transporter activity. The transcript is spliced from 2 exons. Gene Ontology annotation, biological process: amino acid transmembrane transport. NCBI's taxonomy places the organism in Eukaryota, Fungi, Basidiomycota, Ustilaginomycetes, Ustilaginales, Ustilaginaceae. The coding region runs from base 1 to 1716 and encodes 571 amino acids. Gene Ontology annotation, cellular component: membrane. The record is from RefSeq and is a predicted model, not a curated record.
AUGGGUGCCUGGCAAAACUUCAAGGACGGCUUCAGGGCCGAGGAGGGAGACUCAACGUCCCUCUCCAGCGCCGCCCCGCCCAACUACGACGACAAGGGCGAAAAGGCCGACUACGACCCUCAUGCCGUCGAGACUCAAGGCGUCCCGGUCGCCGCUGAGAACAACGGCGGUCUCAAGCGUGGUCUCCACGGACGACACGUCCAGUUCAUUGCCCUCGGUGGCUCCAUCGGUACCGGUCUCUUCAUCGGCUCCGGAGGUGCCCUCGCCACUGGUGGCCCCGGUUUCCUCAUGAUCGACUUCAUCCUGAUCGGUUUCAUGCUCCUCGCGGUCGUCAUGGCCCUUGGUGAACUCGCGUCCAUCUUCCCCGUCGCCGGAUCUUUCGCUGCCUACUCGACCCGCUUCAUCGACCCCGCCGUCGGUUUCGCUAUGGCCUACAACUACUGGCUCCAGUGGCUCAUCGUCCUCCCCCUCGAGCUCGUCGCCGCCUCGAUCGUCAUCACCUACUGGGACCCUAACGAGGUGGUGCCGCGCGGCGUCUGGGUCGCGCUCUUCCUCGUCAUCAUUGCCAUCAUCAACUUCUUCGGUGUCCGCGGAUACGGAGAGUUUGAGUUCUUCGGCUCGCUCGUCAAGGUCCUCGCUGUCAUCGGCUUCAUCCUGGUCGGCAUCAUCAUCAACUGCGGCGGUGGCCCGAACGGACGCUACUACGGCGUCGAGACGUGGCGCAACCCCGGUGCCUUCAACAACGGCUUCAAGGGCUUCGCCUCGGUCUUCGUCACGGCCGCCUUCUCGUACGCCGGCACUGAGCUCAUUGGCCUCGCCGCCGCCGAGACCUCGAACCCGCGCAAGGAGAUCCCCAAGGCUGCCAAGCAGAUCUUUGCCCGUAUCAUCAUCUUCUACGUCGUCUCGCUCUUCAUCGUCAGCACCAUCGUCCCCUACACCGAGCCCCGCCUUGGCUCCGGCUCGUACGACGCUCGCGCCUCGCCCUUCGUCAUUGCCAUCGACUACGCCAAGAUUGACGUCCUGCCAUCGAUCAUGAACGCCGUCAUCCUCAUCUCGGUCCUCUCGGUCGGCAACUCGGCCGUCUACGCCGCGAGCCGUACCCUCGGCGCCAUGGCCAACAUCGGACAGGCCCCCAAGAUCUUCUCCUUCGUCGACCGCAACGGACGCCCCGUCCCCGCCGUCCUGCUCUCGCUCAUCUUUGGCCUGCUCGCCUUCCUCGUCUACGCCGCCGACGACGCGCGCAGCACCGUCUUCAACUGGCUGCUCGCCAUCUCGGGUCUGUCGACCAUCAUCACCUGGAUGUGCAUCUGCAUCGCCCACGUCCGCUUCCGCAUCGCGUGGCAGAGGAACGGCCACACGCUCGAGGAGCUGCCCUGGAAGUCGCCCUUUGGCAUCUACGGCUCCUACUUCGGCGCCUUCUUCAACUUCCUCGUCAUCUGCUUCACCUUCUACACCGCCGUCUUCCCCAUCGGCGAGGGCGAGAUGACCAGCAGCGACCGCGUCACCGCCUUCUUCAUGUCCUUCAUCUCGGUCCCCAUCGUCAUCCUCUUCUGGGCCUUCUGGAAGAUCGUCCACAGGUCCAAGAUUGUCGCCAUCGACGAGAUCGACAUCACCACCGGCAGGCGCGACCCCGUCCCCGUCGAGGUCCUCCGCCGCGAGCGCGAGGAGGCCGCCGCCCGCCCCCUCCACAUCAAGAUCUUCAAGGCCAUCUUCUAA